Ilyonectria robusta is the source of this 723-nucleotide messenger RNA. RefSeq names its product Der1-like family-domain-containing protein. Gene Ontology annotation, molecular function: misfolded protein binding; ubiquitin-specific protease binding. The record is from RefSeq and is a predicted model, not a curated record. NCBI's taxonomy places the organism in Eukaryota, Fungi, Ascomycota, Sordariomycetes, Hypocreales, Nectriaceae. The transcript has 2 exons. Gene Ontology annotation, cellular component: endoplasmic reticulum membrane; Hrd1p ubiquitin ligase ERAD-L complex. The coding region runs from base 1 to 723 and encodes 240 amino acids. Gene Ontology annotation, biological process: endoplasmic reticulum unfolded protein response.
AUGGAUGGAGGCCGUCUGCCUCUUGAGACCUGGUUCUGGGAAAUGCCCACGUGCACCCGAUGGUGGACGACGGCGACUGUCCUGACGAGCGCCUUGGUCCAGUGCCAGAUGGUGACGCCCUUCCAACUCUUCUACAGCUUCCGCGCCGUCUUUGUAAAAUCACAGUACUGGCGACUCUUGACCACGUUCCUCUACUUCGGGCCCUUCUCCCUCGACCUCCUCUUCCAUGUCUACUUUCUCCAACGUUAUGCCCGACUCCUCGAAGAGUCCUCCGGUCGAUCCCCAGCGCAUUUUUCCUGGCUCCUCCUCUACGCCAUGGCCAGCCUAAUCGCUCUUUCGCCCCUUGUCUCCAUGCCGUUCCUUGGACAUCCACUCUCGUCGACCCUCGUCUACAUCUGGUCCCGACGAAACCCAGACACUCGGCUCAGCUUCCUCGGCCUGCUAGUCUUCACCGCCCCAUACCUGCCGUGGGUUUUGAUGGGCUUCAGCCUUGUCUUGCACGGAACUAUUCCUAAGGAUGAGAUGAUGGGUGUUGUCAUUGGACACAUCUGGUACUUCUUUACCGAUGUGUACCCGCCUCUUCACAACGGCUCUCGGCCUCUGGAUCCUCCCGGCUGGUGGAGGCGUCUGUUCGAGGCCCGGGCGCAGGAUGAUUCCGCCGAUGGCAUCAACAACGACAUCAUGGUUGCUGGAGCGAGAGACGUGGCACCCCGCGAUCUAUAG